AUGACUAGCAGCAGCGGCUGGUUUCAGAGUGCUGGAAUACCCCCCUUUGACCCCAUGCAAAAGAGGACUUUGCCAGCUCGGGCUCCUAGGCAGGCACCUUUAGAGGUGCUUUCUCAGUCUGUGAGCGUAAGGCCAAAACUUCCACCUUCUGAGAGGUGUGCUGUACCAAAGGUGACGCAAAAUCCAGAACCUUUUCUUUUGAAAGCAGCCCAUGCACCGCCAUUAUCAGCACUUCCUCCAAAGAAAGACCUAGAGGAGUUUAUUGCAAGAUAUGAACAGGGGGUAAUAAACCCAGUGUCUGCCUUGCAUCAGUUUGCACAAAUGCACCAUUUACAACUUGAAUUGAAAGAAACUAGUGUGGCAGGCAAUAUCAUAAGGCCUUAUUUUGCCUUUUGUGCUGUGGUAGAUGGUGUUUGCUACAAGACUGGACUGGGAAAAAACAAGAAGGAAUCUAGAUUAAAUGCAGCUAAACUGGCUCUUGAUGAGCUACUUAACUUGGAGUAUACAGGGGUGAAGGCUUCUGAAAAGUCAGAUCCUCUCUGUACUCCUGCUGAGCCCCAAACUCCAGCAAACUGUGUUCGCGCCUCAAGGAUCUGUUUUGGAGGACAGCUUAUAUAUCAAAAGCUUUCGCAAACACUUGGAGAAGUAUUUAACAGGCUGACUACCGCACAUCCUGAGUACCAAAGUUGCGGCAGUUCACUGGCUGCCUUCAUCAUUGAAAAAGGUGGACAGCAUGAAGUUGUAGCUCUAGGAACAGGAGAAUAUAAUUACAGUCAGUGCUUUCAACCUUGUGGAAGAGUGUUGCAUGACAGCCAUGCCAUUGUUAUUGCAAGGCGUUCUCUACUUAGAUAUUUUUAUAGACAUCUUUUGCUCUUCUAUAAUGAAAAUCCAGCAAGGACAGAGAAAUCCAUAUUUUGCACAGCACCAGGCUCAAAGCUGCUUACCCUAAAGCAAAAUACAACCAUCUUUCUCUACAUGAAUCAGCUUCCAAAAGGAACUGCUCAGUUAAAAUCACAGAUACAUCUCAAUCCACAAUCUAUAUCUGCUUAUGAAACUAAUGAAGAACUGAGUCUCCAUGUUGCUAUAGAAGGCAAGAUUUACCUAACUGUUUGUUGUCCACCUAAAACUGUUAGAGCAAGCAGUAUGUCCGCUAGUGACAAAUUAACAAAAUGGGAAGUGGUUGGUAUUCAGGGAGCGUUGCUGAGUCACUUCAUCGAACCAGUGUAUAUAAACAGUAUUCUUGUAGGAAAUGGAAAUUGCAAGGGUACAAGAGGGCUAGAAAUAGCUAUAAAACAGCGUGUUGAUGAUGCACUUACAUCAAAGCUUCCCAUGCCUUACCUGGUCAACAGAUCUCAUACUUAUGUGGUGAAUGCUGCACACUCAAUUCAAACAGACUUUCAACAGAGGUCUCUUAGUUUGAAUUGGUCAUUGUCAGACGCAUCACUGGAGGUUGUGGAUGGGUUAAGUGGAAAAACCACUGAAAGUUCGCCAUUCAAAAGUGGCACUUACAUGGCAAGUCGCCUCUGCAAGGCAGCAAUGUUCAGUCGUUUCAGAUUGCUUGCUAAGGAAGCAGAACGGAAUGAUUUGCUUCAAGUUGCAACGUACCAUGAAGCUAAGAUUCAAUCUGAAUUGUACCAAGAAGCUAAAAAUUUGCUGCAAAGCUACUUAGAGCAACAUAGUUAUGGAUCCUGGAUUGUGAAGUCUCCACAUAUCGAACAGUUCAGUGACUGACUGUGACAUGGAUUGUAU
Messenger RNA from Harpia harpyja (harpy eagle), 1749 nucleotides. RefSeq names its product adenosine deaminase domain containing 1 (gene ADAD1). Bases 1 to 1731 code for a protein of 576 amino acids. The record is from RefSeq and is a predicted model, not a curated record. The transcript has 11 exons. NCBI's taxonomy places the organism in Eukaryota, Metazoa, Chordata, Aves, Accipitriformes, Accipitridae. Gene Ontology annotation, cellular component: nucleolus; cytoplasm. Gene Ontology annotation, molecular function: tRNA-specific adenosine deaminase activity; double-stranded RNA adenosine deaminase activity; double-stranded RNA binding. Gene Ontology annotation, biological process: RNA processing; adenosine to inosine editing.